GUGAGUGGAGAUUAUCUCAAGACAGGAGCAGAGGUAUUUGCAUGAAAACAGAUCCCAGACACCUGCACAGUGUUCAGAGCGACGAAUUUCCUAUAUCACGCAACUUAAGGAAACUGAAAAGGAUGGAGACUCUGAAGUGCUGGAUGAGGGACUGGAAGUAUCCCACUUCACUGUUAUGCAUCUAUGGGUUCUUCAGCACAGUCAAGCCUUUAGAACCAUUUCUCAUCCCAUUCCUAACUGGACCAGACAAGAACCUAACCAUUGAGCAGGUAACCAAUCAGAUAUUCCCGGUGUGGACGUACUCGUACCUGGCAGCGCUGGUUCCCGUCUUCCUCCUCACUGAUUGGCUACGUUACAAACCUGUGGUGGUCUUCCAGUGUUUAGUCCUGUUCUCCACCACAGCGAUGUUGCUGUGGUGUAACGGUGUCCCAGAGAUGCAGGCCAUGCAGUUUACAUAUGGAGUGGUGACGUCGUGUGACGUUGCAUACUUCACGUACCUCUACAGCGUGGUGGAGCUGAAGCAUUACCUAAAGGCCACCUCUUACUGCCGGACUGCCCAGCUGCUGGGCUACACUGUUGGGUCAGUGUUGGGCCAAAUCCUAGUCUCUUUUGAUCUGAUGUCCUAUAACAACAUUCUAGUGUUUACGCUGGUCCUCACCGGCAUUGCUUUGAUCGGCUCCAUUCUCCUCCCAAUGCCCAAGACAAGUAUGUUCUUCCACCAAUUGAGGAAUACUAGAGGAGAGACUGAUGGCGAAGGGCACGUUGGGAUUGAGGAGGAUCUUCAGAGCGAAGGCCAAAAAGAUGGCGAAGAGUUGGAUGGAGCCAGAUGGCAGCAGCAAAUACCAGACGUUUCCACAGAAUGUGAUAACACAAGUGCAAAAAGUUCAAAGACAGGUGGCUGUUGUGAUGUUCUGCUCCGACUGUGGAGGGACUUCCUGCAGUGUUUCUCUUCACGUACCCUGCUCAUCUGGUCAGUGUGGUGGGCACUGGCUACCUGCGGCUACAACCAGACGGUGAACUACGUCCAGUCGCUGUGGGAGCAUGUGGAGCCGUCGAGUAACUUCACCGUCUAUAAUGGAGGAGUGGAGGCCCUCUCAAACCUGUUAGGGGCUGCGGCGGCGUACGGUAUCGGGUUUUCCUCGGCGGACUGGUCCCGCUGGGGAGAGGUGGCUCUGAGCGCGCUCUCUGCUCUGGAGGCCGGCUCUCUCUUCGCGAUGGUCUUCAGCUCCAACAUCUGGGUCUGCUACUGUGGCUACAUCGUCUUUAAGAGCCUGUACAUGCUACUCAUCACCAUUGCCAUGUUUCAGAUAGCAGCUGGGUUGAACAUGGAGCGCUACGCCCUUGUGUUCGGAGCCAACACCUUCUGUGCUCUGGUCCUCCAGACAAUCAUCACCUCAGUGGUGGUGGAUAGCGGUGGGCUUGGGGUGGAUAUCGUCACACAGGUGAGGUUACCUGACGCCCUCCAUAUAGGUCAGAAUUACAGUCAUGAUCAGCAGGACACAGAUGCUGACUUUGCAUCGGAUCCAGGACAUGUACUUACAUUGAUCUUGUGUUCUUUCAGUUUACGGUCUACGGGACAUAUUUUUCUAUUAUUGCACUCAUUUUCUUCUUGAGUGGUUUGUAUACCACGAUGUGCCGAAAACCUGAGGCGGAAACACCAAGAGAAAAUCCAGAAGAAAUGUUUAAGGCACAAGAUAAUGCACAAAUCAUCAUUGGAACAAAGCUC
This is a messenger RNA of Puntigrus tetrazona (Sumatra barb), 1726 nucleotides long. It is a transcript of the gene slc19a3a, whose product is annotated as solute carrier family 19 member 3a. The record is from RefSeq and is a predicted model, not a curated record. Gene Ontology annotation, cellular component: plasma membrane. Gene Ontology annotation, molecular function: vitamin transmembrane transporter activity. The transcript has 6 exons. The coding region runs from base 42 to 1613 and encodes 523 amino acids. Lineage: Eukaryota; Metazoa; Chordata; Actinopteri; Cypriniformes; Cyprinidae. Gene Ontology annotation, biological process: vitamin transport; transmembrane transport.